Messenger RNA from Cucurbitaria berberidis CBS 394.84, 537 nucleotides. RefSeq lists its product as uncharacterized. The record is from RefSeq and is a predicted model, not a curated record. The transcript has 4 exons. NCBI's taxonomy places the organism in Eukaryota, Fungi, Ascomycota, Dothideomycetes, Pleosporales, Cucurbitariaceae. Bases 79 to 537 code for a protein of 152 amino acids.
GGUUGACCAGCUACUAAAAAGGGACUGGAAAGAGAGUGAGAGUAAGAGAAAGGGAACUCGCAGACCAUAGGUAUCGUAAUGCCUACUAUACACAAUGUCAUGCGCGUAUGUCUGCGACAUCAUCAACCAGUCGCCGGCCUAUGCGUGGUAGUUCACUGGGAAGGCGGGUCAUCAUCCCAUUUGACUGAGCUGCAGUCCCACGGGCGUGUUGUGGACCAAAGAGGUGCGGAGAAGAUCAUGUUGAAACUUGCUAGGCAGGGCCGAGCCGAGCUAAGGGAGAAUAAUUGCCGACGGCUAGGCAGAGUUGCUCUCGCCAAGGGGGUUUGUGGGUUGUGGCGGGUCGGUCUAUUACGGGAGCAUGGCUCGCGGGAAGAGCCGAACACCUUGGAAGUACCUGAAACAUGGCAAAGAGAUGGGACGGGAGGUCGCCAGGGCUCGUGGAAUGCAAGAAAGACAAGAGGCAAAAAGGUGGCAACGCAGAGCACGACCCGGCAGAAACGGAUCAUGGUCAUGUUGUACUCGGGCGGGCUGCAAUGA